Molecule: messenger RNA, 525 nt
Organism: Effrenium voratum
Lineage: Eukaryota; Dinophyceae; Suessiales; Symbiodiniaceae
Source: the annotation of a GenBank genome assembly
AUGGCAGCGGUGGGAGUGAACCAUCCCGCGCCCAUCACUUUGGACCUGCAGAACCCGCCGGUGGAUCUGAGCUCGCCGAUCACUGGGCGGGACGUGGACCUGGUUCAGCAGACCUUCGCCCGCGUGGCGAUGCUGGGGUCCAACACCAUCGGCAGGCUACUCUUUAUGAACAUCUUCAAGAUCGCGCCGGGGGCGGUGGACUUGUUCCCCUUCGCCAAAGGCGACGCGAACAUGUGGCGCCCGGGGAGCGCCCUGGAGUGUCACGCGCUGAAGGUGGUCGAGACCGUAGCCACCGCGGUGUCGCUGUUGAAGGACUUGGACACUUUGGUGCCCGUUCUGCAGAGCUUGGGACUGAAGCACGUGGGCUACGGCGUCAUCCCGGCCCACUACGACGUAGUCGGCCAGGCCUUCAUUGCCACCUUGGAGGCGACCCUGGGCCGGCACUUCACGGAGUCGGUGAAAAAUGCUUACCUCAAGGUGUGGAAGAUCGUGAAGGACACAAUGGUGAGUGACAGCUACGCCUGA